Messenger RNA from Lactuca sativa (garden lettuce), 425 nucleotides. Lineage: Eukaryota; Viridiplantae; Streptophyta; Magnoliopsida; Asterales; Asteraceae. The record is from RefSeq and is a predicted model, not a curated record.
UUGUAAAUCUGCACACAAACAAAGUUUCCAGAAUAUUAGGGAAGGUGGAAAAUAAUGACAGGUUUUUAAGAAUUGCUUUGUAUCAAGGUGAUCAAAGCAGUAAAAAAGUGCGAAAAAUUCCUGCUGCUGCUGUAAAUGUGAAUGAAAGCAAAGAUCCCAUGACAGAUCCUACUUUGUUAUGCUGUGCUUUUAAGAAACACAGAAUCUAUUUGUUCAGCCGAAGAGAACCAGAGGAACCUGAUGAUGCAACCAAGGGUAGGGAUGUCUUUAAGGAAAAGCCUCCUCCUGAUGAACUUAUGGCUGCAUCAGAUAUUGGAAAGUCUGUUACAACAUCUCUUCCAGAAAAUGUGGUAAGUAGCCUACUUUUUGCUUUUAAAAUGAUUUAUUUGAUUUUAAUAAAUAAUAAUUAAUAUCCUUGAUGAUAU